CUUCCAAAAUCCAAACUUUGCCUUCCUUUGAUCAACUUUGAAAAAUUUCUCUCUCUCUCUCUCGACUCUUUCUCUCUCUAGACACAGAGAACUCCAUUAAUGGCGAGCGAAACCGAGCCCGCGAAGCUCCUCUUGCCGUACCUCCAACGAGCCGAUGAGUUGCAGAAACACGAGCCUCUCGUCGCUUAUUACUGUCGGUUAUAUGCGAUGGAAAGAGGGUUAAGGAUUCCUCAGAACGAGCGUACCAAGACAACCAAUGCCUUGCUUAUUUCCCUCAUGAACCAGCUCGAGAAGGAUAAGAAGUCCCUGAAGUUGGGGCCUGAGGACAAUCUAUAUCUGGAAGGAUUUGCCUUAAAUGUAUUUGGGAAAGCAGAUAAGCAAGAUCGCGCUGGUCGAGCGGAUUUGAGUACUGCGAAAACAUUCUAUGCUGCAAGCAUUUUCUUUGAGAUUAUUAACCAGUUUGGUGCACUUCAGCCUGAUCUUGAGGAGAAACAGAAGUAUGCAGCUUGGAAGGCAGCUGAUAUAAGAAAAGCAUUAAAAGAAGGAAGGAAGCCAAAUCCAGGCCCUCCCUCUGGUGAUGACGAUCUGUCAAUUCCAUCAAGUAACCCUGAUGGCGCAUAUGAUACUGCGCCUAGUGAAUCUGCAUCCGUUAAUUCCAGACAGGAACCUGAUCCAUCUCAGUUCUAUGAUUCGGUUAACGACAAACUGUCUUCAAAUAUUCCCCCGCCGGCCAAGUUUCAUGAUAAAGUGAACGACCAACAUUCUACAAACAUUCCACCAUCAUUUCAGUAUCAAGAUAAUAAUCAACAUCCGCCACACCAUUUCCAUGAUGACGUCAACAAUCAGCAUUCCAUAAACGUCCCAACAGCUCCUCAAACUUACCCGACUGCCAGUUGCUCUGCACACGACUUCCCUCCACCUCCGUCUCAUAGACCCGAAAUUUCAGAUUAUCCUCAGCCAUACCACCAUCAAUCCUAUUCCCAAGAACCCCAGCAGCAUUUGCCUCAUAAUUAUCCUCCUGAAAGCUCCUCUUACUCCUAUCCCCAUUUCCAAUCUUAUCCAAGUUUUUCUGAGAGCAGUGUUCCCGCGGUCUCGUCCCACUAUGCUCCUUUUUAUCAAGGUGCUGAUGCUUCCUACGCUCCCCCUCCCCAAUCAGCACCCCCUACAAGCAGCCACCAACCAACUGUCCAGUUCCAGUCAAGUAGCAGAAACGGGUCUGUUUCAGAACCUGCCCCUCCUUCAACGAAGGCAUACAAGUAUGACAGCAACUACCAGGCACCGCCUGAGAAAGUUGCCGAGGCACAAAAGGCCGCCAGAUUCGCGGUUGGUGCGUUGGCAUUUGAUGAUGUGUCGGUUGCAGUGGACUACUUGAUAAAAUCACUUGAGUUGUUGACUAAUCCAUCAGCCAAAGCCAGUCAAUGAGAUCCUUUUUGCUAAGAGAGAUUGUAGGUCAUUCUACUCUGCUUGCACGGUUGGCUUGUAAAUGUCAAAAAAUUCAUGCACGAAUACUUGGUUGUCUUGAACCUUUGAUUCGCAUUACUGGCUUGUGUGAAUGAAAAAUUAUUGAUUCAUCCCUCA
Morus notabilis is the source of this 1578-nucleotide messenger RNA. RefSeq names its product protein HOMOLOG OF MAMMALIAN LYST-INTERACTING PROTEIN 5. Gene Ontology annotation, cellular component: multivesicular body. Bases 100 to 1422 code for a protein of 440 amino acids. Gene Ontology annotation, biological process: late endosome to vacuole transport via multivesicular body sorting pathway. The transcript has 6 exons. Lineage: Eukaryota; Viridiplantae; Streptophyta; Magnoliopsida; Rosales; Moraceae. The record is from RefSeq and is a predicted model, not a curated record.